GCUUUCCCCCCUUGGGCUAGGUUCUCUGCUCUGGUCGUCCAAGAGCCACCCUUUCCCUAGCGGUCCCUACUCUGGUGAACAAAGUAAAUCCACGUUCUAGCUCUAAAGCUUGAGCUCGGGGCUCCCCUCGUGCUUGGGUUUGGGUUUGGAGUUUUCGAAGAGGAAGUUUUUAAUACAAUAGUUUAUUCGGUUUUCCGUCAUGGCGGAACCCUCGCCCGCACUGCCGAGCCAAACGGCCAUGGUGCUUGACGAGGGGAGCCAACCAGUGGACCUAAUCAAACAUCCAUCGGGGAUCGUCCCCGUUCUCCAGUAUGCUCCUUCUCCGCCAUAGUUUUCCCGACCAUCUCUUCGUUAUAGGACGAUUCGAAGCGUGAUUUAUGUUGUGAUGGGAAUAAACUUCGAUUCAACGAAUCCGUGGGCGAGUGGUGCGCUCUCUCUCUCACUUGCAGAAACAUAGUUUCUACAGUCAACAUGGACUGUCGGUUGGAUCUGAAAGAGAUUGCACUCCGAGCACGAAACGCCGAGUACAACCCUAAGCGUUUCGCAGCUGUCAUCAUUCGAAUACGCGAGCCAAAGACAACAGCUCUAGUUUUCGCCUCUGGGAAGAUGGUGUGUACAGGCGCGAAGAGUGAAGAGCAAUCGCGGCUAGCUGCUCGCAAGUAUGCUCGUAUCAUUCAAAAGCUUGGCAACGACCAAGUCAAGUUUAAGGAUUUCAAGAUUCAAAAUAUUGUGGGUUCUUGCGACGUCCGCUUUCCAAUCCGGCUAGAAGGGCUUCAGAUUGCCCAUCAACAGUUUUGCAGCUACGAGCCAGAGCUCUUCCCUGGCUUGAUAUACCGCAUGAAGCAGCCCAAGAUCGUGCUUCUUAUCUUUGUAUCAGGGAAGAUUGUCCUCACUGGCGCUAAGGUGCGAGAUGAGAUCUAUCAGGCGUUUGAGAACAUCUAUCCUGUGCUGAACCUAUAUCGGAAAAUACAAGCAGAGCCACUGCCACCGCCUCCUGAGACUUGACCCACGCAAGGGUAUUGAUAGCAGCAUUUUCCGGUCAUGGCAUCAAUGCAUGAGCUGCCACAAUAUGGCUAGUGCAACCUCUAGGAGAUGAGAAGUACCUCAAAAGCAGCUUGGGGAAGGAGAUCCAAGAGCCUCUCUCUUUGUGCUGAACUGGACUGUUCCACCACUGCCUUAUGCGGUGUAACAGCCAACUCGUCGAUUUCGUUGUACACACGUGCACUUGCCAUGUAGUUGGGCCAUGUAAAUGCCAGGCAGUCGAAGGAGUGGCAGGGCUGUUGUUAUCAGGGUAUUUUACCCUGAUUCCCUGAUUUCACAGGGUAUUUUUUUGGCCAACCCUUAAUUUUCAGGGUUGGGUUUUUUUGAACCCUAACCUCUUCAGGGUUGUAUGUUUGUGAACACUGAAAAUUUCA
Messenger RNA from Closterium sp. NIES-67, 1415 nucleotides. The record is from the annotation of a GenBank genome assembly. Lineage: Eukaryota; Viridiplantae; Streptophyta; Zygnematophyceae; Desmidiales; Closteriaceae.